Messenger RNA from Camelina sativa (false flax), 1725 nucleotides. Its product is annotated as alpha-barbatene synthase-like. NCBI's taxonomy places the organism in Eukaryota, Viridiplantae, Streptophyta, Magnoliopsida, Brassicales, Brassicaceae. Gene Ontology annotation, molecular function: magnesium ion binding; terpene synthase activity. The record is from RefSeq and is a predicted model, not a curated record. Gene Ontology annotation, biological process: diterpenoid biosynthetic process.
UUCUCUAGAUCUCCCUCUUUCUCUCUCUCUUUCUCUCGUUUCAUGACUAUGGAAACACCAAAAGAUGAUCUUCAUCAGGAUAUAUGCUUCAAUUUUUUUAAAUUGCCACCUUCUCAAUGGGGUGAUCACUUCCUCAGUGUUCCCAUCACUGACUCGGAUUUUAACGUCCUUGCAAGAGAGAUUGAGGAACUCAAACCCAAAGUGAGAGAAGACAUAUUUAGUUUGUCUUCCGGUGCAAUAAAGAGGAAAAUACUUCUGAUUCAUUUGCUGAUAAGCCUUGGUCUCUCUUAUUAUUUUGAGAACGAGAUCGAGGAGACCUUGAAACAUGCUUUUGAAAAGAUAGAUGAUUUGAUCGCUGAUGAAAAUGAUUUGUACACAAUCUCAAUCAUGUUUAGAGUUUUCAGGACAUACGGUCACAACAUGUUGUCCGAUGUUUUCAACAGAUUCAAAGGAAACAAUGGCAAGUUCAAGAAAAGUUUAACAGAAGAUAUCAAGGGUAUGUUAAGCUUAUACGAAGCUGUGCACUUUGGGACACAGACGGAUCAUAUAUUGGAUGAAGCAUUGAGCUUCACACUAAACCACUUGGAGCCACUAGCUACAUGUCACAGAGCGAGCCCACCACAUCUAUUAAAGCUUUUACAAAAAGCUCUUCACAUACCUCAACACCGGAAUAGCCAAGCUCUAGUUGCAAGAGAGUAUAUUUCUUUCUAUGAACAAGAAGAGGACCGCGAUGAAACACUUCACAAACUAGCAAAGCUCAAUUUCAAGUUCUUGCAGCUUCAUUAUUUCCAAGAACUAAAAACUAUCACCAUGUGGUGGAGGGAACUAAACGACACGUUAGACCUCCCACGUAACAGAAAAGAAAGAACUGUCGAGAGUUGGUUCUCAGCACUGGUGAUCAACUUUGAGCCGCAGGUCUCACUUGGCAGAAUUAUGUCAGCUAAGUUAUACUUACUAAUCACUUUUUUAGAUGACGCUUGCGAUAUUCAUGGUUCAAUUCCUGAAGUUACAAGCCUGGUUGAUUGUCUUGAACGAUGGGAACCAGAUUACAUGGGAAAUCUUCAAGGUCACAUGAAGAGUUCCUUCCAAUAUGUGAUGUACGUUUUUAAAGAGUAUGAAGAAAUAUUGAGGUCACAAGGAAGAUCAUUUGUGCUGGAGAAGAUGAUAGAAGAGUUUAAGAUACUCGUGAGGUCAAACCUAGAGCUUAUCAAAUGGACACGAGCAGCUCACAUGCCUAACUUUGAUCAGUACAUGGAGGCUGGUGAGGCUGAGGUUGGUGCAUAUGUAGCAAUGGCAUGUUCUAUUAUGGGACUUGGAGAGAUUGGUAAGAAGAAAGAUUUUGAGUUGCUAAGAUCUAGACCAAAGCUCGUCCGUUCUUUGGCUGCAAAAACACGUCUCAUGGAUGAUAUGACCGAUUAUGAGGACGAUAUGAAGAAAGGAUAUACUGCAAACGCAGUCAACUAUUACAUGAAGCAACACGGAUUAACCAAAGAAGAAGCCAAUAUGAAAUUUGGGAAAAUGAUUGGAAAUAUCAACAAGAUCGUAAACGAAGAGUGCAUCAAAAUGACCAACAUUUCUCGUCCAAUUCUUAACCAGUUCAUCGGUUUCGGACGCUUGUUAGAUGUUCUCUAUACAGCAGAUGAUGUCUUUAACCAUCGCGAUGGAAAGUUCAAGGAUUAUAUAUUUACCUUGCUCAUAGAUCCAAUACAUCUUUAGAUUCUGGUG